AUGAAUUUGGAAGGCAAUGAAGGUUUGGAAUAUGCUGCCAUGGAAACAGAGGCAAAUGCUCUUCGUCGCAGUGGGUGGUGGCCUGACUUCCUUAAAAACAACGGUUCUUUAGCACAUUGCAUGUGGCCUGGCAUUUCAUGCGAUGAUUCUGGAAGCAUUGUCAAUAUAAACAUAACACAACAAGGCCAAUAUGGCUACGAUUUAGAAUGGGAUUUCAGCAGCAUGGAUUUCUCUCUGCUCUCAAAUCUGGUCUUUCUUGGACUGCAUGAUAGUUACUUGACUAAUAUCUUUCCCCUUCAAAUAUGUGCACUCCCAAAGCUCAGGCACCUCAACUUGUCUCACAAUUACAUAACUGGUGAGUUCCCUCUUUGUCUCCAAUACCUCACCACGUUGGAAGUAAUUGACAUUCAUAGUAAUAGAAUCGAUGGUCCUAUCCCUCCCGAAUUGGGAAAUCUAAAGAGUUUGAUCCACCUGGAUCUGAGUCUCAAUAUGCUUUGGGGGACAAUCCCUCCGACUCUUGGUCAUAUAGAUUACAUUGACUUGUCGUAUAAUGAUCUCACGGGAAAAAUGCCAAAAAAUCUGGCCCAUGUUCCUUAUGGAUCUUUCGUAGGCAAUGAAGGUUUGCAAACGAUUGAUGGUUCGAGAAGAAUGUCGAGGGUUGAUGGUUCCAAAAGAAAGUCGAGGGCUGUACUUAUGGUGGUACUUAUACCAGUGAUGGUUAUAUCAUUCAUUUUCUGUUUGGUUUUGGGGAAUUUGAUCAUAUUUCGGCGUAGAAUGAAGAGCAUGCAAUCAGAGACAGUAGAAAAAAAUGGAGAUUUCUUGUCAAUAUGGAAUUAUGAUGGGAGAAUUGCAUAUGAAGAUAUAAUCAAUGCAACGGAAGACUUUGACAUCAAAUAUUGCAUUGGAACUGGUGGAUACGGUAGUGUCUAUAGAGCACAACUACCCAAUGGGAAAAUCUUUGCAUUGAAAAAACUUCACCGUCUUGAAACAGAGGAUCCAUCUUUGGACAAGAGCUUCCGAAAUGAAGUGAGGCACUUAACAGAAGUACGACAUAGAAGCAUAAUUAAGCUCCAUGGUUUUUGCUUACACAAGCGAUGCAUGUUCUUGAUUUAUGAGUACAUGGAAAGGGGAAGUCUAUUCUGUGUUUUGAGAGGUGACGUUGAAGCGGUGGACCUAGACUGGUCUAAAAGACUCCAGAUUGUCCGGGAUAUGGCGCAUGCUUUGUCUUACAUGCACCAUGAUUGUGCUCGGCCAAUUGUUCAUCGAGACAUAUCUAGCAACAAUGUUUUGCUCAACAACAAAAUGCAGGCAUUCCUAUCGAUUUUCGGCACAGCAAGACUAGUAGAACCUAAUUUCUCAUCUAAUCUCAUUGCAAAUAUCGCAGGUACUCGUGGAUAUAUAGCACCAGAGCUCGCUUACACUUUGGUCAUCAAUGAGAAAUGCGACGUAUAUAGCUUUGGAAUGGUAGCAAUGGAAACAAUAAUGGGUGAGCAUCCAGGUGAGAUCAUCUUAAUGUUGCCGACACUCGUCACAGAAGAUGUUAUGCUACACCAAAUAUUGGACCCGCGCUUGCUAAUCCCAAGAGAGAAUUCCGUCGCAAGAAGUAUCGUUCUAGUAGUUUCUUUGGCGCUUGCUUGCUUGAGUAGUGAUCCAAAGUCACGGCCCACGAUGAAACAAGUUUCGGAAGCUUUUCUAGCUCCAAAACUAGUGUUGGCCAAGCCCUUCCAUUCAAUCUCACUCGCUCAGCUCCAGGGAAAUAAUCGAGGAGUUUGGUGCGAAGGUGGAUCAACGGAAAAUUCGUCAGGCCAGCAAGAAGAGCAGUCGGUUGAUAAAAUGAUGAUGCAAAUUGGUGAACGUGGUUGA
Messenger RNA from Rhodamnia argentea, 1863 nucleotides. Its product is annotated as MDIS1-interacting receptor like kinase 2-like. The record is from RefSeq and is a predicted model, not a curated record. Gene Ontology annotation, biological process: protein phosphorylation. Bases 1 to 1863 code for a protein of 620 amino acids. The transcript has 2 exons. NCBI's taxonomy places the organism in Eukaryota, Viridiplantae, Streptophyta, Magnoliopsida, Myrtales, Myrtaceae. Gene Ontology annotation, molecular function: ATP binding; protein binding; protein kinase activity.